AUGGAGUCCAUUCCAAACGAUAGUGCCCAAUUUUUUGAAGACAUAAAAGUGGCGAUGGACAAAGAUUUGGGCAAGCAAGUAUUCGCCUACUUCCUCAAUGCUUUUCCCAACUCUGACCAAUAUAUCCUGGGCCCAUUUUUCUGCACCUAUCCGGAGGAGGUGGAGAAACUAUGGGUGACACAACCGAGAAAUGGCCCAACUUACUUCUCAGACCUUACAUGGGUAGCUGUUUGGGAGAGUUCCAAGCCAUUUAAAGGUUGGCCAAUGGGAACCCCUAUCAAAAUGGAUCCCGCUGCAACUAAAGAAGCCCUAUCAAAGAAAGCAUCAUCCGUGCCGGGAAAUCCGACCACUCAAGCUUUGCGAAAGUUCUUGGCUUGUCCAAGAUCCAGCAGGAUUACUAAGGAAUUCCAAGCACUGGAAGAAAUUCUUGUGGAUGGCUAUCAAGUGUCCAUAGGCCCUAUCUUUCUUGCCUAUCUUUAUAUAGGGCUCAACGAGGUAACCACUAAACCCAUGGAUUAUCAUGCUUCUGGCCCUAUAUGGAUUUUUCAAUUGUGGCUCCAGCUCUUUUUUCGGGAUAUGAGUCCCACCAACAUUUGCCCCAAUGACAAAGCGCUUCUUGGCUCGCCCUUGUUAAACACCCCACCCCGGAAGCAUUAUGUCAAGGAUUGCUUCCGAUUUUUCAAUGAGUGCUAG
Molecule: messenger RNA, 693 nt
Organism: Prunus armeniaca (apricot)
Lineage: Eukaryota; Viridiplantae; Streptophyta; Magnoliopsida; Rosales; Rosaceae
Source: the annotation of a GenBank genome assembly